UCUUUGAAUGACAGACACACGGGACCAUGAGGAACCUCAGCUUGCUCCUCUUAUGGGGGUGUUGUGGUUUAUGCAGCUCGCAUUUUUUCUCAACAGAAUCAACGACAACUGAUGUGAAUGAGUGUGAGGACACCACCAUAUGCCCGUCUUUUGCGAUCUGCACCAACACCAUGCAUAGUUACUACUGUACUUGCAAACAAGGCUUUCUGCCCAGCAAUGGACUAACUCAGUUCAGGGGCCCGGGAGUGACCUGCGAAGAUACAGAUGAAUGUUCUCAAAACCCCCAAGCAUGUGGUCCCAGCUCAAUCUGCAGAAACCUGCCGGGGAGGUAUAAGUGUAGCUGUUUGCCUGGUUUCUCUUCUCCCACUGGAAAUGACUGGACUUCGGUAAAGCUGGGCCGUUUCUCAUGUAAAGAUGUGGAUGAAUGUGCUGAUAUCAGAAUUUGCCCGGAGCAUGCGACUUGCAACAACCGUCCUGGAAGCUACUCUUGUGUCUGCAACCAAGGAUUUGCAUCCAGUAGUGGAAACACAAGCUUCCAGGGCUCAGGAGAGACAUGUGAAGAUGUGGACGAAUGUGCCAGGAACUCCACUCUUUGUGGCCUCAACUCCAUCUGUACCAACACCCUGGGAGGAUACCAUUGCUCCUGCCUGCCUGGGUUCUUUUCACCUGUUGUCUGGACCCCUGACAAACCAGAGGAUUUCAGGUGUACAG
Messenger RNA from Hyaena hyaena (striped hyena), 711 nucleotides. RefSeq names its product adhesion G protein-coupled receptor E1-like. Gene Ontology annotation, molecular function: calcium ion binding. The annotation marks the transcript as partial. The record is from RefSeq and is a predicted model, not a curated record. NCBI's taxonomy places the organism in Eukaryota, Metazoa, Chordata, Mammalia, Carnivora, Hyaenidae. The transcript has 6 exons.